CCCUGACACUCCCCCAGCACAAACCACGCUGGAUGUCAGACAUGAAGCUGCACCAGAGACGCUUCACUCCGGGACUGGCUCUAAUCCAUCCCUCAGCCGGAGGCAUCUCAGGACAAUAUGCGGCUCACAGGGAGCCAGUGACACUUUGGGCUGAUCCCCACAUGAGAACAAGCUGCUGACUUGUACCCCUGCACGUUACUGGGCUCAGCUGAGUUUGAAUAGAGCCGAAGUGCAAUGAAUGCCCCCUUCCACCUUGGUCCCCGACCCCACUCAUGGGAUGUGGCAUCUUAACGCUUCGGAUUGGCUCUGGGCACCUGGGAGCACUGAGGGCUCAGCCCAAAGUCUCCCUCCUACUGACUAUGCUCUUCCUAUUCACCUAUUUCUUCUACUGCCUCACCGGCUCCUGUUGUGACUCUCAAGCGGGUAUUGGCUCUUUGCGCUCCCGGUAUCCUGUGGGGUCGGCGGGGUCGGGUCCCAUGGGGACUGCAGUUCUUGUAGCGCAGGACCCUCUGCGUUCAGACCUGAAGCCUAGGAACUCUCUGCUCUUGGAUUCCAUCCUUAGGGAUUCUUUGCGUUCUGACUCUGCUCUUGGGAACUUUCAAGGCUCUGACUCUGCACUGAAGGAUUCUCUGCGCUCUGGUUCUGCGUCAAGGGAUUCUCUGCGCUCUGGUUCUGCGUCAAGGGAUUCUGACAGCUCAGUCUCUGCACUUAGAGACCCUUUACAUUCAGAAUUUGUAUUGAAGGACUCUCUGCGCUCUGGUUUUUCGCCAAGGGACUCUCCUGCUCUUUGGAGCUCUCUCAGUUCUGGAUCUAGUCUAAUGGACAGAUUGCGCCCCAGUAUUUCCCAAAACCACUUCGGACCUGCUAAGGAAAACACAGUGGAACCUGUUUCUGACCCAAAGGACUCUUUGCACUGGCAGGAAAGCUCCAAGGACCCCCUGAGCUCUGGCUUUGACCUGAAGGGCUCUCAACUGUCAGACUCUCAACUGCCAGACUCUCAACUGUCAGACUCUCUGCGCUCUGACUCGCAUAUAAGGGACCCCUUGCGCUCUGCCCCAGUAGGAAGGACACACAUAUUGGGCGCUGAGUAUUCCCAGCAACCCGACUCAUCAGAUUCACUAGAGAGUCAGAAUAAAGACAUAACGAGUCACAGAAGGGCACAGAAUGGGACCUCUCCAAACCCCUUCCCUGCUCCCAGUACCGGUGCGAUCUCCAUCCACAACAGUUUUGGCACUAAAAGGUUCCCCCAGGCUAUCAUAGUGGGGGUGAAGAAAGGGGGGACCCGAGCCCUGCUGGAGUUCCUGAGAGUGCACCCCGAUGUCAGGGCAUUGGGGGCCGAACCACACUUUUUUGACAGGUGUUAUGACAAGGGGCUGGAGUGGUACAGGAACUUGAUGCCAAGGACCUUUGAAGGUCAGAUCACCAUGGAGAAAACUCCAAGUUAUUUUGUUACCAUGGAAGCUCCAAAGCGAAUUUACAACAUGUCUAGUGAUACCAAGCUCAUAGUGGUGGUGAGAAAUCCAGUUACCCGGGCAAUCUCAGAUUAUACGCAGACACUCUCUAAAACACCAUCUUUGCCCAGCUUCCAAGCACUUGCUUUUAAAAACACUACUGGACCUAUCGACACCUCCUGGAGUGCCAUCCGCAUUGGUAUUUAUGCCAAGCACCUAGAUAACUGGCUGCAGUAUUUCCCUCUGUCCAAAUUCCUAUUCGUCAGUGGAGAGAGGCUUGUUAGCGACCCCUCAGGAGAAAUGGGUCGUGUUCAGGACUUCUUGGGACUGAAAAGGGUCAUAACUGAUAAACAUUUUUAUUUCAAUGAAACCAAGGGCUUUCCGUGUCUAAAGAAACCAGAGGGAAGCAGCAAACCAAGGUGCCUGGGCAAAUCUAAAGGACGGCCACAUCCAAACAUAGACACCAAUGUCUUGCAACGCCUACAGGAGUUUUACAGACCCUACAACCAGAAAUUCUAUCAGAUGACUGGGCAAAACUUUGGUUGGGACUGAUAAUGUGUAUGUCUGAAGUUGGUCAAUGUUUUCACUUUGGUGCCCCAAAUGGAAAGAGGAAGAUUAACCAUUGUUCCUUAGGGCAGAGACGCGGGAUGGCACUCAGGGCGUUUCGUUUUCCAAAGUCGCCCGAGUUUCCUCGUAAGGCAGCUUCGGGCGUCUUCGGAAAAUGAAGUGCUCCGAGUGCCAUCCCGCCGGCGAUUUUCAUUCUACCCGGCGGAAAUGCAGGGGAGGCAGUUUGAGGAGAUUAGUCGGCAGGCAACUAAUCUCCCCGAAUCGUAUCGUGUGUCUCUGCCCUUAGAAGUGAACUCAGCCAUUAUUAAAUAAAGGCACCCACUGACUUUGCAUUAGCCAUGCUUUGUAUCCACCCAACACUCAAAAGACUUUAUACAUAUCCUAUCCAUUCUCCACUACCGAGUGGAAACGGCUUUCAUCUUUCUAUCAUUGUGAUACCUAUUUAUAUCUGAGAGGACAUGAUGUAUGCUAAGGAGUAGAGACCAAUAUUUAAAGCACAAAGUGAGAAAAAAAAAUUGUAUCACCUAUGAAUUUUAUGUUUUAUUUGAUAUAUGCAAAUAAAAAUU
Molecule: messenger RNA, 2584 nt
Organism: Xenopus laevis (African clawed frog)
Lineage: Eukaryota; Metazoa; Chordata; Amphibia; Anura; Pipidae
Gene: hs3st6.L
Product: heparan sulfate-glucosamine 3-sulfotransferase 6 L homeolog
Exons: 2
Coding region: 273-2003 (576 amino acids)
Cellular component (GO): Golgi membrane; endomembrane system
Molecular function (GO): [heparan sulfate]-glucosamine 3-sulfotransferase activity; sulfotransferase activity
Source: RefSeq, a predicted model, not a curated record